AGGCGUUGAUAAGCGGAGGAGCCGGUGCGGAGCCUCAGCAGAGGUCCAGCGGUUUGAGAGCGACGGAAGGGAACGGAAACGGUAAAAUCGAUAAACACCAUAAACACCGGAUCAGACGCGUUUUUUUUCUGGACUACAGUCGGACGCAGAGACCGAGCAGAGCCGCCGCAGCGCAAACGACGCAAUUAACAGCCGCCAAGGUUCCGGGAAGCCCAGCUUUCUCCUCCCGUUUCUGGAUCCAACAAGCUGCGAAGCGAGAGGACAGCCAUGAUUUUCCCCCUGAGCCUCGUGUUGAUGCUGUCCGCCGCCGUCCUCUCAGAGUCGCAGGUGAGGGAGACGGAGACCUGGGUUCCCAUGAGCACCACGCAGACGGCCGCCAUGCUGACGGGCGGCACCGACCCGGAGGCGUCUGGAGAUUCUCGGACCGGUUCCGACUUCGGCUUCUCAGACGACGACGAAGACGAUGAUGAUGAUUAUGACGUCGACUACGAAGCUUCCGGGUCGGGAGCCGGAGGUACCGAGUCCACGGCUGGAGACUCCAGACCUUCGUCUAAGCCCGACAUGGAUAACCAGCUCCCGGACCUGCAGCGCCCGGUCCGGCCCACCGUGGACGAAGUGGACCUCGUCCAGAACCGGAACGAGAUUCCUGCGCUGGGAACCGGGCUCGGACCCAAGGACCAGAACCCGUCCAACGUUCUGAUGUCCCAGGCCACGGGGGACAGCGUCUUCAACAGCACGGAGGUCCUGGCAGCUGUGAUCGCGGGCUGCGCCGUCUUCCUGCUCUUCGCCCUGCUCCUCAUCCUCCUCCUCAUCUACCGCAUGAAGAAGAAGGACGAGGGCAGCUACGACCUGGGCAAGAAGCCCAUCUACAAGAAGGCGCCCACCACCGAGAUCUACGCGUAGGCCCCGCCCCCUGAGCUCUGGCCCCGCCCCCUGAGCUCUGGCCCCGCCCCCUGAGCUCUGGCCCCGCCCCCAGACCUCACACACACACAGACACACACACCUCAGCUCUGUCAGAACCCACCAGGGCCUCGUCUUCGUCGCCUCCGCGGACCCCACGCCCGGCUCCGCCCACCUGAUCUGCUGCCGACCAAUCAGAGGAGCCGCAGGGCGGGCCGGGUUCCCUGGACCAGAACCACAGAACGGACUCUUCGUCCCCGCAGAACACUAACCUUAUUUAUUCACUCGUCUUCCUCCUCUGCUCCGCCUCCCCGCCGAGGCCUUUUCUCAGACUCCUGGACCGGUUCUGUUGGUACCGAGGCCCGGCGGAGCGGGGACGGUCCUGUUGGGCCUCAGGUCCAGGAGAAACUUUCACAGUUCCCCCCCCCCACCACCACGAGGCGGUCCAAAGGUUCCCCUCGGCUCGGUUCUGGAACAUGGAUCCUGUUUUUUUUUUUUUUUUUUUUUUUCUUUACCCCGCCGGCACCAGAACCUUCUGGACCUCCUGUCUCCUUCCGGUUCUGUUGUUGUUCUGGUGGUUCUGACGGGCUUAGAUGCCUCCUUUGAUAAGCUACACCGACUGAGCGAAUCCGAUGCUGAAUAAACGGACGGCGGCGAGCCGGACCCGGCCGGAACCAGACUGAUCGGACCUGUACGUAGUCCUGCAGCAGAGACGUCUACCAAAUAUUUAAAGCCAAACGGUAACGACUGUAAAUGUAAAGUUUUGAUACUAACGCCUCGUUUUUACUUCCUGCUUUAGAUCAACGUUUCUUAAUUUAACUGUCAGAUGAUUUUAUUGCCUUCCUGCAGGCCCGGUUCUGCGGCCCGUUAAGCUGUUGUACAUGUGAGCUCAAAGUUUUAUACACUAGUUUGAUUCUCAGAGACCUAGUUUUGAAACGAUUUAUUUUGUAAGAACUUCUUUUUGUCUUUUUAGAUUGUUUUUUUUUUUUGCUUCAUAUUUAUGUUUUUUGCCGUUUUUUUUUAUUUUUAUUGUAGAUGAAGUGAUCACGUGGUUCAUCUCAAUGUUCAGGGGAUGUUGCGCUAACGAGCCACGGCGGCGCCACCAGACCCGACCCGGUUCCCCCGGUGCUCAGUCAGACGAGGUUCCAGAAGGUUCUGGUUCCUCGGGGGGGGGGGGGGCGGUUCUGGUUCUGGUGGGCCGGCGUGGAGAGAUUGUUCUGCUGCUUAAUGUCAAACACCAGUGGAGCGAAGAAGCCGGUGGGCUUCACAUGCCGGUUCUGAUUGAUUAUUGAAAUAAAACUAUUUUUAUGCACAAACGA
This is a messenger RNA of Fundulus heteroclitus (mummichog), 2219 nucleotides long. RefSeq names its product syndecan 4 (gene sdc4). Gene Ontology annotation, cellular component: cell surface; membrane. NCBI's taxonomy places the organism in Eukaryota, Metazoa, Chordata, Actinopteri, Cyprinodontiformes, Fundulidae. The record is from RefSeq and is a predicted model, not a curated record. Gene Ontology annotation, biological process: cell migration. Bases 268 to 903 code for a protein of 211 amino acids. The transcript has 5 exons.